GUCAUGAGCCCCGGGCUCCAAGCGAGGGCCCAGCCGGGGAUGCGUGGCUCCCGAGACUCAGAUUGGCAAUUCGGCACGACCGUGGGCGACCGUCUCGCCGCGGCCAACCUUUUCCGGCCAGGAUCGCCCGCCUCCAACCUUCGAAGAUACGCGCCACGAUUUUGGAGAUUUGGAGUCACCGUCCGACGCAAUGGACGGGUGCAAGUAUAUCUAAGGCCAUGGACGGCACCAGAUGACCGUUCAUUCUCGACAACAGUGCUCUUGCAACUAAUUGCGAUCAUAGACUCCGACUCUUCUGCCCAGGUAUCGUUGGAAAUAUCACAGAGAAUGUCUCACAACGGCGUUGAAGGCUACGGUGCAGCCGUACGAGCGUUCAACCCCGGAAAGAUGCAGUAUCGAUUCUUGGGGCGUACUGGCCUCAAGGUCUCGGCCUUGUCGUUCGGAUCGUGGGUGACAGUCGGGGGCCAAGUCGGCCAGGAGACUAGCAAGCAGUGCAUGUUGGAGGCCUUCAACCACGGCGUCAAUUACUUCGACACAGCCGAGGUCUACGCGUCGGGGGAGUGCGAGAAGGUCUUCGGCCAGGCCCUUCGCGACCUCGGCUUCAAGCGCAGCGACAUAGUGGUCUCGACUAAGCUCUUCUGGGGCGGGGCCGGACCCAACGACACGGGCCUCUCGAAGAAGCACGUCUUCGAGGGCAUGAACGCGUCGCUCAGCCGCCUCGGCCUGGAUUAUGUCGACAUUGUCAUGGCUCAUAGGCCCGACCCUUUGACGCCGAUGGAGGAGAUCGUCCGGGCCUUCACCGAGAUUGUUCAGUCCGGCAAGGCCCUGUACUGGGGCACGUCCGAGUGGAAGGCCCACGACAUUGAGCGGGCGCACCACAUGGCUGCCAUCCACCACCUCAUCGCGCCGGUCUGCGACCAGCCCCAGUACAACGCAUUCUGGAGAGACCGGGUCGAGGAUGAGCUGCGGCCGAUCCUACGCAACUAUGGCUACGGCCUGACCAUCUGGUCCCCGCUGGACAACGGCAUUUUGACGGGCAAAUACAACGAUGGCAUUCCCGAGGGAUCGCGGCUGACCGGGGCCGACGCGGCGUCGUCAGAUAAACAGAACAUGAUCAAUUUCGGCAAGGCCUUGUCAACGCCGGCCGGAAAGACCAAGCUCGCAAAGGUCCGCGAGCUCGGCGCCGUGGCCAAGGAGCUCGGCUGCACGACGGCCCAGCUCGCCCUUGCCUGGUGCCUGUCUAACGAGCAGGUCAGCACCGUCAUCACGGGCGCUAGCCGUCCGGAGCAGGUGAAAGAAAACAUGAAGGCAUUGGAUGUAUAUGACCAGCUCAAGAGCAACCCGGCCCUGCAGUCGAGGAUCGAGAAGGUGCUCGACAACAAGCCGGCCAGCGAGGAACUCUUCAAUAGAUGGGCCUAGGACGACACUCGGCCAUGUAUCUAGAUAGAAAUGCAGUACCUAUAGGGAGAAACU
Penicillium brasilianum is the source of this 1473-nucleotide messenger RNA. NCBI's taxonomy places the organism in Eukaryota, Fungi, Ascomycota, Eurotiomycetes, Eurotiales, Aspergillaceae. The record is from the annotation of a GenBank genome assembly.